This is a messenger RNA of Tripterygium wilfordii, 1372 nucleotides long. RefSeq names its product methionine adenosyltransferase 2 subunit beta. NCBI's taxonomy places the organism in Eukaryota, Viridiplantae, Streptophyta, Magnoliopsida, Celastrales, Celastraceae. The transcript has 6 exons. The coding region runs from base 88 to 1047 and encodes 319 amino acids. The record is from RefSeq and is a predicted model, not a curated record.
UCAAGAAGAAGAAACUUCGUCACUCUGUAUUAUCGAAUCCAAGAUAUUUGCGUCUCUUUAGCUCAUAUUCUUCUCCGGCAGCUAGAGAUGAGUGGGAGGAAGAAGGUUUUGGUGGUCGGAGGUACGGGCUACUUGGGGCAGCACCUUUUGCAGGGUUUCUUAGAGGUCCAAGACAGCCAUUAUGAUCUGGCAUUUACUCAUCACUCCACUCCUCCGAAGGCCCUGCUCGAUGUCAUCCCUCACGCUCUUGCUUUCCACGUCGAUUUGCAGUCUGGACAAGGAUUCGAUGCUAUUUCGCACGCAUUUGGCCAGCCCCAUGUGAUCGUUAAUUGUGCUGCACUUUCAGUACCUCGUGCUUGUGAAAAGGAUCCUUCAGCUGCUAUGUCGCUCAAUGUACCUUGCUCCCUUGUAAACUGGUUAUCAAGCUUUAGGGAGAAUAAUGCUCUUUUGAUCCAUCUAUCGACUGACCAGGUUUAUCAAGGGUUGAAGUCCUUCUAUAAGGAAGAAGACGAAACUCUUCCUGUAAAUGUUUAUGGCAAGUCAAAAGUGGCAGCGGAGCAGUUUAUUUCAGAUAAAUGCUCAAAUUUUGCGAUUUUGAGAAGCAGUAUCAUUUUUGGGCCACAGACUAUGUCACCUGUCCCAAAAUCCCUUCCAAUUCAGUGGAUUGAUAGUGUCCUCUCCAAAGGGGAGGCAGUUGAGUUUUUUUAUGAUGAGUUUCGCUGCCCAGUGUAUGUCAAGGAUGUUGUGGCUAUCAUUUUAAAGUUAUCGAACAACUGGAUAUCUGAGGCUAAGCAGACGCGGUUGCUGUUGAAUGUUGGUGGACCUGACAGGGUAUCCCGUGAGCAAAUGGCCAAGUCUGUGGCACUCAUUAAAGGAUAUGAGACCUCCUUAAUCAAACCGGUUUCUGCAUCAUCAGUUGAUCGAGGGGUCAAGUCCCCAGCAGACAUAUCCAUGGAUAUCAGAAAGCUGGUUCAGACACUAAGUAUUCAUCCUACUCCAUUCGUAGAUGGUGUUAGAUUAACCCUCAACACUGAAGCUAGGCCGUGAUUUCAUGAAGUUGAAGUUGUGGUUGAUUGCUUCUACAUCCAGAGAUGCCAUCCGAAGCCACACUACAAAUUAUAGUGUUGUACAUUAUAUAGUAAUUUGACUUUUGAUGGCAUUGGUAACAGUAUGUCCGCAAAGAGUGCACUUGGUUGUAAACUUCCUUGGUGUGAACCGUGGUGGAUUCCCUGUGAGAGAGAACUAGGCCUCAAGGGCUCCUCACAAGCUCAGGUCCUUAGCACAGGUCAGUGCCAUUUGGGUUGUUAAAAUGUCUUGGGGUGUUUAUGACCAUUUGGGUUCAAUUGAAAUGUUGUUCAAGUGUUACCAUGCA